Molecule: messenger RNA, 1461 nt
Organism: Ochlerotatus camptorhynchus
Lineage: Eukaryota; Metazoa; Arthropoda; Insecta; Diptera; Culicidae
Product: RCC1-like G exchanging factor-like protein
Exons: 4
Coding region: 78-1448 (456 amino acids)
Biological process (GO): positive regulation of mitochondrial translation
Cellular component (GO): mitochondrial inner membrane
Molecular function (GO): guanyl-nucleotide exchange factor activity; rRNA binding
Source: RefSeq, a predicted model, not a curated record
UUGAUAGCUUCAAUUUGAAAAGUUAAUGUGCAUUUACUUGCUUUUACAGUAACUAGAAUAACUAAUUAUAAAUAAUAAUGAUCCGGGUUCUGAGAAUUCCCGCACAAAUCGUCCGAUAUCAACCGGCUUGUAAGUACACUUCUCACGCGCGGCGAUCCGUUCUCCGGCAAGACCAGUCAAAGAUCCCAGUGCACGAGUAUCCGAUCGCCAAAUCGACCGACACUCGAGUGUACGUAUGGGGUUUGGCCGCCACCGGUGCCCUCGGGGUGCAAACAUCGCUCAAGAAGCAAGCCAAGGCGCACACUGAUGUAGUGCAGCAUCCGAGUCGGUUAAAUUUCGCCGAAAACCGAGACAUACUGGACGUGGCCGCUGGGUAUGGCUUUUCCGUGUUCGCCGCCAAAUGUCGCAAUGGGAAGAGCCUCUGGGGAACGGGAAUCAACACGGAUUCACAGAUCGGGUAUCACAAGCUGGGUGGACAGCACCGGAAACCGUUCGAGCUAUUGAUUUACCCGGCACCGAUUGAUUUUGCCGCCGUGGAAGGCAACGAGAAGGUGGUCGAAAUUGUUAAGGUGGCCGCCGGGAGGGCACACCACCUGGCACUGGGGAAGGAAGGAGUAGUUUAUGCUUUUGGAAAUAACGCCUAUGGGCAAUGUGGAAGGGACAUUGUCAAAGAUGAGGAUUAUUUAAACGCGCCUGUGAUCAAUAGGAUAAAGGACCUCGGUGGUAGGCAAGACGAUCCGGUCGUGGAGGUAGACUGCGGUCAGGAUCACAGCUUCUUUCUGACGGAAUCGGGACGUUUGUAUUCCUGUGGAUGGAGCGAUGACGGUCAAACCGGACAGGGAACAUUUGGCCUAGUGAGCACGCCUUCGUCGGUUGAAGGAGAUCUGAAGGGGGAGAAAAUCUGCAAAGUUACUGGAACGUCCGAUACGGUGUUGGCGUUGAACGAUAAGGGAGAAGUCUUUGGUUGGGGUAACACAGAAUACGGUCAGUUGGCUACGGAUUCAGACGAUAAUCCUCAAAUAAAUUUUCCACUUCAUUUGGACUUCCUGAAGGAGUGUGGCAAAAUUACGGACAUCGCUGCUGGAGGUUCCUUCUGUCUGGCACUGAACGAAAAUGGCGACGUGUUCGCCUGGGGCUAUGGCAUCUUAGGCUUCGGUCCCGAGGUGGGUCAUCAACCGCGACCAACGCAGAUCCCGGCCACUCUGUUUGGGCGGAAUGAUUUCAAUCCCAACGUACGGGUUCGGGCCAUAUCAGCUGGACUAACACACUGCGGAGCAAUCAACGAUCAGGACGAUCUGUAUAUGUGGGGCCACAAUCGGUACGGUUGUCUAGGAUUCGGCCACAAGCAGGAUCAAUUCUUUCCCCUCAAGGUGGCCGUCAGCGCCCGGGUGCUGAAAAUCAGCUGCGGGGUGGAUCAUACCCUUGCUUUAUGUAAGGCUUUCGUUUGAAUGGGAGAGUGAU